AAUAAAUGAUCCCGUGUGAUUAUCAAAGAAGCUUCAUGUGCCGUAGCCUAUAUCCUUAUUGAUUGAUCACCACCGUUUUUAUCACCGAAAAAAUACUUGGAUAGCAGCGUCUGGCUACUGCCUUGCCUUCGAUCUCUCGUCUCAUAAUCCAGUUUACGUUUCGCAGGAGUUUGAAGCAAAAUGGCAAGGAGCGGCUUCAAGCUAGAGCAUGAUUUUGAGAAGAGGCGCGCUGAGGCUGCAAGAAUUAGGGAUAAGUACCCAGAUAGAAUUCCGGUAAUUGUGGAGAAGGCUGAGAGAAGUGAUAUUCCCACCAUUGACAAGAAAAAAUACCUAGUCCCAGCUGAUCUGACAGUGGGUCAGUUUGUGUAUGUAAUCCGGAAGAGAAUUAAACUGAGCGCAGAAAAGGCUAUUUUCAUAUUUGUGGACAAUGUACUCCCACCAACAGGAGCAGUAAUGUCAACAAUUUACGAUGAAAAGAAGGAUGCAGAUGGAUUUCUGUAUGUGACAUACAGCGGUGAGAACACCUUUGGGAGAGCAGAUGCUGCUGUUGCUCAAGGCGGACUAUAAAAUGCAGCAGCAGGAGCAGUGCUCCUUCUCUCACAUGUACAUGGGAUCCUUCCCCCGCGACGCAUGUGAGUGUAAGGGUAGUACUCCAAGCCCAUCUAAUAAUUUCCCAAAUGUGUUGUCUCCACUGUCAUGGUGGUCAUGUGUGCCUCAUCUUCAUAUCUUCAUAAUGACUUGGCAAAAGCAUUGCAAGUCUUUCCUUGCCUUGAACAGUUAUAGUAUUCUGUCUAAUUUCAAUAACCUUGCAUGUCUAUCAUGUACAGACCACGGUUAUCUUGUACAUAUUCUUUUGUACAAAGUAAAUGAUGUGAAUUAGUAAAUAAUUUAUCGUUAAGUGUGUUAAA
Molecule: messenger RNA, 908 nt
Organism: Manihot esculenta (cassava)
Lineage: Eukaryota; Viridiplantae; Streptophyta; Magnoliopsida; Malpighiales; Euphorbiaceae
Product: autophagy-related protein 8f
Exons: 6
Coding region: 181-567 (128 amino acids)
Biological process (GO): cellular response to nitrogen starvation
Source: RefSeq, a predicted model, not a curated record